CAAAUGCACAAGGCUCGAAACUUAUCAUAUCACACUCUGAUACCAUCAAAAUCUGAAGAUCAAAUCUUUAAAAUUUACUCUGAUAUCAUAAAUCUCCAAGUACACUCUAGCUUAUAAGAUCAUGAUUUCUAGAAUCUAUAUCAAUCUCGAAAUGGCUAGCUUUCUAACUCGUCACUUCCCGUCGUUUCCCCGUCCUCGGUUUCAUUUCUUGAAAUGGUGGACAAGGAAAACUGUGAGAUAAACUCAGUAAGUAAAUAUGGAGUGCCCCUUAUCAAACUUAAAGCAUGCCAACAAGUACAAUCACGAAAACAGAUACAGUACGGGCAUGAAAUAGACAUCUCCUUUAUAGGUCACGACCAGUGUAUAAUCCCCACUACUAGGGCCACGAUUUGCUGGUGUAUAACCCCCACUAGCUGGGUUGAACGAACCGGCUCUAUCACUACAUGUCGACAUGUGCUAGCGUUUAUAACCUCCCCCACUAGCAGGGUCACGAAUAACAUGACCACAUCAGAGACAAAACAGGCAGAAGUUAACAGGAAAAUCACAAUUCACAAUCACUUUCAGAUCAUCAGGACAGUCACUUAAAUUUCAAGUAGGCAUGCUCAAUUUAGUGAAAAGUAUAAAACAUUUCACUUCAAAUCAGUCAUACUUGUGUAAAACGGGUUUAGUCCCACCACCACUUCAAAAACAAAUCAAAACAUGCUUUUAAA
Messenger RNA from Rubroshorea leprosula, 710 nucleotides. NCBI's taxonomy places the organism in Eukaryota, Viridiplantae, Streptophyta, Magnoliopsida, Malvales, Dipterocarpaceae. The record is from the annotation of a GenBank genome assembly.